This is a messenger RNA of Carassius carassius (crucian carp), 3271 nucleotides long. Its product is annotated as RBBP8 N-terminal-like protein. The record is from RefSeq and is a predicted model, not a curated record. Gene Ontology annotation, cellular component: site of double-strand break. NCBI's taxonomy places the organism in Eukaryota, Metazoa, Chordata, Actinopteri, Cypriniformes, Cyprinidae. Gene Ontology annotation, biological process: double-strand break repair via homologous recombination; DNA double-strand break processing involved in repair via single-strand annealing. The coding region runs from base 510 to 2255 and encodes 581 amino acids. The transcript is spliced from 15 exons. Gene Ontology annotation, molecular function: damaged DNA binding; Y-form DNA binding; double-stranded DNA binding.
AUCAGGUGGGGGUGUUUUUGUGCUCUGUUUUAGUCAGCUUCCUCUCUGCACCACAGAACUUCCUGUGUUGAUUCCGUGAAAGCAGACCCACCAGCUUCCCCCCAGCGGAAUGAGUGCAUGCCUGUGCACGUGGGUGCCCAUCUUACAUAUUGCAGGUUUAGUGGGAUUUCAGCAGGACCGGUUUAUCCAGGGGAGAACUGGUGUUUGUGUGCCGCGGUGAGGAACUGCUCGAACCUGUUCUCCUCGUCAGUGGAGAGAAGGAGGGGCUGCAUAGAGAGGAGGAGAAGGAGAGGAGUGCAGGGUGUAUGUAACACUCUUCUUUUCUUCUUUUUCAUUUCGUUCUCAUUCCCAUUAGUUUUUUAAUCCGAUGUGGCUCUCCGGGGGGCUCUGGAUGAAACUGGCUUGACGAGGAGACCAACAGCAUCACGUGAUUGGUAGGUGAAGUGAUUGACAUCCACAAGGUGGCACGAGGAAGACGGGUGAAGAGGCAGGUGUGCAGGAACACCAACAUGGCUGUGGAAAGCUUUCCUGAACUCCUGCAGAAACUGCGGGAGGUGCAUGAGCAUGAUUUAGAGGGGUGGCAAGGGAAAGUACUGGAGCUGACAAAUAAAAAGAAUAUCGAUGCAAAGCGCAUGGAAGAACUUUACAACAGGAACCAGCAGAUGAAAGAACAGCAGCGGAUUCUUACUGAGAACAUCAAACAGCUGGAGAACAGGUUGCGGGCUGGGUUGUGUGACAGGUGUACAGUCACUCAAGACGUUGCUAAAAAAAGACAACAGGAGUAUGAAAACUCCCAGCUCCAGAGUCUGCAGCACAUCUCUCUACUAGUGAGUGAGAUGAAUGCCCUAAAGAAAGAAAACGAGAGACUGAGAGAGGAGCUGAAGGGCUUGAGGGAUCUAUUAAAUCAGCAGAAUGGUCAUUCAGAAGACGCAAUCACCCCAGAGGUCAAGGAGUCACCUGACACUGCAGUGGCUGCUGUGACUGUACAGGCCUCAGGGCUGAAGUCCAGCCAGCCUCCACCAGGGGACGCUACUGUACCUGCAGCAACUGUCAAACGUGAGACGGACAAUAGCCCAACUGACAUCCUGGAGAAAGCUUCUGAACACAAAUUAAUGCAAAGCUGGGGCAGGGCGUUUUCAUUUGAAUCGAGUAAGCCCAUGUUGCCCACCUCAAGAUGGGGCACAGAGCACAGUGCUGAAAGAAGAUUUUCCAGCGUGGACUUGGUUGAGCACAGACAUUCCCCUUUGUCUCCUUCUCUUCCAUCUCCUCUGAGUCUACUGAAGAACAAUCCUAUUUUUUCUUCUGUUGCCUCUGGGGAUCGUAGCAACCGGCAACAUAUCCACACCCCCGUCCCCUUCCGACCGCUUCCAAUCAAGACUGGACGCCUGUCUGUCCCGUGGUCACUCUCAGAAUCUACUGACUGGGUAACAUUAGCAGCAGGCGGCUCUAGUGUUGGUAGCAAGAUAGCGGUUCACCCAAGCCAGACCCCAAUUCCCAGCUCAAACAUUUUGCGAUUCCCAAAACUGAUCCCAUCAGGCAGCGGCCUCCAGUCUCGCACACAUGGCCCAACACCUAGCGGCCUGCGGCCCUGGUCCCGCAGAAACCUGUCAGAGCACGCAGAGAGUACAGAAAAGAGAGUGACAGAAACCGUUACAGCGCCGCCCCAGUGGAAGCCUUCAGCAGCGCAGCCAGAGAGGAUUUUUGGAGAGAAUCUGAGAGAGGAUGAAGAAGAAGCUCCGUUAGACCUGUCUGAGUCGGGACGUUCAAAAAGCAAAGAGAAAGAGAAAACACACUCACAGAGCGAUGGAUCUUCGUCUUCAUCUUCCUCACCACCUCCUGCACUUUCAUCAUCAUCUCAAUGCCCAUCAAGCCCUCAGAGUGACCAGCAGACAGUGGACAAUAAUACACAGCAGGAGGAAGCACAGGAAACAUGUCAAGGGCAGAAUGAGGUAAAGGAAGGUGAAACAUCUCCAGCAGCUGAAACGUCUGUCAGCUCAGAGAAGAAGAAAAUCCCAGCACUAACCAUUUCCCUCCAACCAGUUGUGGUUGUGGAGUCCCUUAAAACAAGAGGAAUGGUGUCUGAUCUUGGAAGCAGACUGACGGAGCAAGAGGAGAAGGAGAACAAUAACCUUGAAGCAAGCAGAAAAAGACCUGGGCAGGAUACUGAUGCUCUUUCCCAGCGCUCACUAAAGGAGAGGAAAAUACGGCUGUGCAGGGGACCUCAAGCAACCCAUGCAGAGUCAGACCAAGGAUGAAGGUCUCUUUAUGAAUACAUGCAUACUGCAGCACAGACUGGAUUUAAAUAAGAUCUAUUUUCAUCAUGUUAAAAGCUAUUUUGUUCAAACUAUAUGUGGAUGAAUUUGUGCAUUCAUUGUGUCAAUUUCCCAUCCAUCUUUAGCACUACUUUAUCAAGAAGCCAGUUGUUUUUACUGAGAAGGGGGCUGUUAAUAAACUUAUCAGCUAUGUUUUUAUUUCCUUAUAUUCAUUUUCUUCCUCUUUUAUACCAGAACAUGAGUUUUUAAUAAGAACAUAUAACAAGUACAUGUAAUUGCUUGCUGUCUUGUGCUGUUACCAUUCUGUCAUGUCAACACUCAGUUUGUGUUCAUUCUCUCUUCUGUAUAAGAGGUGUUGCAUCUCAUCUAUUUUUGUCUCUGAGCGCUGAGGCCUGCUUCUUGUAGAUGUGACAAAAUGAGAAACCCUCGGCUUCCCCUUUUGGUUUUUUCUGAGAUGUCAAGCAUAUAUUUUGUAAUAGAGAAUUUUCCACUUGCAGCUGUAAAAGCUUUUAGAGUGUAAAAGGAGGAAGGGCAAAAUUGUGAAAAAAGUAUACUUUGCACUAUUGCUUCUAACUAUCUGUAAACCUUUGCUUUGCACUAUUUUUUAGAUACUUUUAGAGAUAAUUUGGAGAAAUUAUCUAAUAACCAAAAUGUAUCACUUUUUAGACACUAGAAGGACAUAGCUACCUAACAGCUAAUGUCUAUCAAAAUAAAUACAAAUAUAAGUGCAUUGCAUGAACAGAUGGCUGCAGUCAUACUUUGUGAACUAUCACCUGUAAUUAGGAUGUGGGGAACACCUACAUUGUUACAGGAAGAGAGUAAAUCAUUUUCACUGUGAAGAACCAGAGAGCUUUGAUUCUCUGGGACAAUUUAGAGUUUUCACUUGAAUAUGCCAAUCACCACGACACUUAGCUUGUUACUUUUGUAUACUGAACAAAGUUGGAUGAGUUUAAAGUUGCAAAGGUAAAAAUCCAAAUAAAAACCCUUGGUUCAAGGUA